CUCCUCCUCCUCUUCUUCCUCUUCUUCCUCCCGCCACAAGUUCCAACCCAACUCGAGUCUUCCUCCUUCAUCAGCCUCUAAAAUGGUGUACGGGGACGCCCAUCGGCUCUUCCUGCAGCUGAUGACCCACAGAAGGAGCCUGGACGAGAGGGAGGCCACACAAUUAAUGGAGAGGUGUUGCAAGGAGUUCCGGGUGAAAGCCAAAAAUCUGGAAGGGUUUGUUCUGGAGCUGAACCUGGAGCUGAAGCACAUGCAGCUGGUGGUGAGGAGCGCCAUGGAGGAGCGCGAGGAUGGUGACUACCCGUGCCUGGUGCUGGCGAACCUGAUGGCUAGCGAUGCGACUAGAGAGCUGAGUUCCUUCACCAAGCAGGAGUUGACCUUCAUGCAGCAGCUGGUGGUGGAGAUGGUCACCUCGGAGAAGGGGGAGGUGGAGAUCAACACGGCUCUUAACAUCGGCCCCCGCCUCCCCCAGAAGCUGAAGCCGAGCACCUGCGAGGACCUGGUUGAACAUCUUGUGGCGGAUAAGUGGUUGAUCAAGGGCUGGGACGAUGAUGGUGGCGAGUGCCUGUCGCUGAGUGCGCUGAGCAUAACGGAGCUGGCGGCGUACCUCGAGGAAACCUUCCCUGAGGACGUCCACAAGUGUUUCUUCUGCACCAAACUGACGGUCAAGGGCUACCGAUGUGACCAGUGCAACAUCAGUGUCCAUCGCGACUGUGGCAAGAAGUACUGGGCAGAUCGCAACAGCUACGAGUGUCCUGGCGAGAGGUGCAGCGCUUCCCUCCGUGACCAGGUGGUUUCAGGUCAUGGCCAAACGAAGCGGCGAAGGACGAGAAAUGCGGAUCAGGAGGACGAGAAUAUGGAUGAGGUGGAGACGGAGGAGGAGGAGGAAGAGGUGGAGGAGGUGGUGAAGAAGGGGAAAGGAAAAGUUUCACCGAGAAAGUCGAGGGGUAGAGAAAAAAUGGAUGUGAGUGAUGAUGAUGUCACUGAGGAGGAGGAGGAGGAAGUGGAGGAGGUGGUAAAGAGGGGAAGAGGAAGAGGUUCAGUGGGGAAGUCGAGGGGUAGAGAAAAUAUGGUUGUAAGUGAUGAUGAUGUGACAGAAGAGGAGGAAGAGGUGGUAAAGAGGGGAAGAGGAAGAAGUUCACCGAGGAAGUCAAGGAGUAAAGAAAAAAUGGAUUUGAGUGAUGAUAAUGCGACUGAAGAGGAAGAGGAGGAGGAGGAGGAGGAGGAGAUGGGGAGGAAGGGAAAAAGAAAAGGUCCAGUGAGAUCAUUGAGGAGAAAAGAAAAAAAAAAUUAUAGUACCAGGGAAGUGGAUGAGGAUGAGGAGGAAGAAGAAGAAGAGGAGGAGGAGGAGGAGGAGGAGGAGGAAGAGAUAAUGGAGGUGGCAAAGAAGGGGAAAGGAAGAAGUUCAGUUAGAAAGGUGAGAAGUAGAAAAUAAAUGGAAAUUGAUAGAUGUGAAUGAGGAGGAGGAAGAGGAGGAGGAACAUAAUGAAUUUGUGAGUGAUGAGUUGAUGAGUCUGAUGUGAAAUGAGGAGGAGGAGGAGGGUUCAAAGGAUGGCAAGGAGCGGAGAAGAAUAAGUUAACGCCAUGAAUUAUAUCGGUAGCUGCGGGGAUCAGGUUUCUUAAAGGCGCCUCUAAGCUAGAAAAAUAAAUCAUCACUCACGCAAACCAUUUCAUAACAUAUAUCAACGCAUUAUCAGUUUAUGCAUCAUCUAUUUUGGGGGGUUAUAUCAUUGCAAAAAUUUGGCCCAUCGCUGGUACAUGGUAAAGCCACAAAUUUGGCCCGUCGCUGCUACCAGGUUAAGGAAGUAGAAGGGAUGACAAGUGAUAUGGGGUUAAGAGUUGAGUCUUGUUGUUAAAGAGGUGAAGAAGAGAAAGACAAGGCAAAGAGGGUUUCAUUGUGUGGUGAGAAGGGAAAGAGAGAGGGGCAAGGAGACACAUACCACUUGGUCCUGUAUCUUAUGAGCCAAAACAAGUACGCAGGUUAAGAUAAAUGAAACGUACGAUAAAAUGAUUAAACAGAUAAAUGGUGACUGAAUGGAGGAGGAGGAGGAACAUAACUGGAUUUGAGUGAUAAGUUGAAGAGUCUGAUGUGAAAUGAAGAGGAGGAGAACAUAAGGAAUUUGCAAAGGAUAACGAUGAUAAAAAAAAAAUAUAUGAAAUCCUCUUGGAAUCUUUAAUUAUAACUUGUGACAAAACGGUAUUCAAACAGAUGUACAUUAAUGAUAAGUGUAGAGCUGUUUAAAACUCAAAAAAUACUCACUGAACAUCAAACCUUUUAACUUGUCCUUUGAAUAUGUUAAGGAAGUUAGACCUUCACAAGAGUACUUACCCGAUUUUUUUUCCAAGUGCUGUAUUACUCUUUAUUAACAAUGUGGCUAAUUUUCUUUUUUCACUCAUUUUUUUCAAGUUGUGGUUAGUAGUUUGUUAUUUUUUUAUAUACAACUUU
Eriocheir sinensis (Chinese mitten crab) is the source of this 2446-nucleotide messenger RNA. RefSeq names its product neurofilament medium polypeptide-like. Gene Ontology annotation, cellular component: Smc5-Smc6 complex; nucleus. The transcript has 5 exons. Gene Ontology annotation, molecular function: ubiquitin-protein transferase activity. Bases 83 to 1435 code for a protein of 450 amino acids. Gene Ontology annotation, biological process: DNA damage tolerance; double-strand break repair via homologous recombination. NCBI's taxonomy places the organism in Eukaryota, Metazoa, Arthropoda, Malacostraca, Decapoda, Varunidae. The record is from RefSeq and is a predicted model, not a curated record.